CACAAAAGUGAAAUCAGUUGAGAAUCAAACAUCACCAGCAUCGGUUGGUGAUUUUAGUUCAACGGAAGAGGCAAGGCAUCGCAAAAUCUAAAUCAUUUGGUGGAAACGGAAAUAACAAGCGACGAAGGUCCUAGAGCAAUAUGUUUCGGAAGUGUUUAACAUCGCUGGUGCAAAACACUGUCAGUGUAGGCACCUUAACGCCCAAAGCUACAGAAUUCCUGAGACGUUCGGUGCAUAAUGGAUCUUUGGGACGACCACCAAAGAUUUUAAUUACGGGUGGCCUAGGCCAAUUGGGAAUUGAAUGUGCUAAACUUUUGAGAUCCCAAUAUGGUAAGAAUAAUGUCAUAUUAUCCGACAUUAUCAAGCCCAACGAUGCCAUCUGUGAAAGUGGCCCAUAUAUCUUUGCUGAUAUUUUGGAUUUCAAAGGUUUACAAAAAAUUGUUGUAGACCAUCAAGUUGAUUGGUUGAUACACUUCUCCGCUUUGUUGUCAGCAGUUGGUGAGCAAAAUGUACCUUUAGCUGUGAAAGUCAACAUAGAAGGUGUUCAUAAUGUUAUCGAGCUGGCUAAGCAAUACAAAUUGCGCAUAUUUGUGCCAUCCACGAUUGGUGCCUUUGGUCCCGACAGUCCCAGGAAUCCAACACCAAAUGUUACAAUUCAAAGACCGCACACCAUUUAUGGAGUAGCUAAAGUUCAUGCUGAACUGAUUGGAGAGUAUUAUUAUCAUAAGUUUGGUUUAGAUUUUAGAUGCCUGCGUUUCCCCGGUGUUAUCUCUAGUGAUCCACCAGGCGGUGGUACUACAGAUUAUGCCGUAGCCAUAUUCCAUGAGGCUUUAAGAACUGGAAAAUAUACUUGCUACUUGCGACCUGAUACACGUUUACCCAUGAUGUACAUUGAGGAUUGCCUUAGAUCCCUUUUGGAAUUUAUGCGUGCUCCAUCGGAACAAUUAAAACGCCGCGUUUACAAUGUAACUGCCAUGUCCUUUACACCCGAAGAAUUGGCUUACAAACUUAGCAAAUAUGUUCCAAAUUUGCAUGUUACCUACCAGCCCGAUAGCAGACAACAAAUCGCCGAUUCCUGGCCAGAAGUUUUCGAUGACAGUGAAGCUCGCCGUGAUUGGAACUGGCAGCAUAAAUAUGAUUUGGACGGACUAGUUGAUUAUAUGGUUAAAGAUGUGCAAGAAAAUUAUAUAAAUGUUGAAAACGGCCAAAGAAGAGCAUCAGCUAAAAUUUAAUUGACCCUUUAAAUAUUUUUGAAUUUGUUUUCUGUUUUUUUUUUUUUUUUUUAAUUAAACUAAGUAUUUGUAGUCUGAACAGAGUUUGAAGUAUGUUAUACACAAGUACCAUAUAUGGAAAGUACACUGUGUUUUUAUGCAUUUCGAAUAUACAAAUGAAACAAUUUUAUAUUAAUAAGCAUUUAUGAUUGUUUAGCAUAUCUAACUGUUUUAAAGCAUAGAUUAACAUACAUAUGUUUAAUUAAUAAGUUAUAUAUUUUCCAAAAAUUAAGAUAUUGCAUUUCGUAAAGACAAACAGAUUUUCAAUCCAAGGCAGCCGGUUGUACGUACCGGAUUGUCCCGAUGAAGUCCUUCAUCUGCAAGGGCUGCAGUCUCAGUGUACAACACACUGCUAAAACAACAACAACAAACAGAUUUUAUUUACGAAACUUUUAAGGGCUGUUUUUCAGUAUAACUAAACUGUAGGAGGAAUCUUCUUGAUUUGAGAUUAGUGUGAAGUUAAUAAUUAAUGCCCAUUGAUACUGUUUUCUCUUGUUUUUGUUAUUGCAAUAGUGUGUUGUACACCUACGUACAACUUUCUGCCUUGGGAUUGACUGUUUUCUCUUGGUAUUAUGGCGUGUCAGUGUUGCGGGCUUUUAUCGAUAACUUUUUUGUGUCACAUGAACAUAAUUAUCAUGUAGUAAAUCAGACUUGCAGAACAUAACAAAACCGUAACCAAAUGCAACCCUUCAUGUAUUUGCAAGUGUUGUGUGUCUUGAGACAUAAUUUAUGUACAUGCUAUUUUUAGGGCUACAUAGGGGAAAUUGCUUUUAACUACGAACGAAAUUGUAUGUUUUGGGUGCUUCAUGCUAUAUGAAAUAAAGUUAUUUGCAAAUAAAAACGGUA
Stomoxys calcitrans (stable fly) is the source of this 2117-nucleotide messenger RNA. It is a transcript of the gene Tdh, whose product is annotated as L-threonine 3-dehydrogenase, mitochondrial. The transcript is spliced from 6 exons. Lineage: Eukaryota; Metazoa; Arthropoda; Insecta; Diptera; Muscidae. Gene Ontology annotation, molecular function: L-threonine 3-dehydrogenase activity. The record is from RefSeq and is a predicted model, not a curated record. Bases 141 to 1232 code for a protein of 363 amino acids. Gene Ontology annotation, biological process: L-threonine catabolic process.